UUGUCUCCGCCGGUAGAUGCUCCUUUCUCUGCUCCUCUUCCUGUUCAGGCUCCGCCGACAUCUGUCCUUCAUGUUCAGCUCAGACAGACUCACUGUUCCGGAUUAUGUCAGCCGGCUGCAGAGAGGCAGGAGUGGCUCCGGAGGCGAGACCAAGCCGGUGUCUCCGGGGGUCCACGCGGACGUCCAGGCCGCCCUGGACGCYUCGCUUCCGGCCCUACGCUCCGCCAUCAAGAGGCUGAGGUCCGCCAAAGAGCAGUCCGACUCGGAGGAGACCCGCGGGGCCGUGGCAGAGAUCUAUCAGCUGGUGGAGGAGGCCUGGGUCUUACCCACCGUGGGCCGGCAGGUGGCCGAGGAGAUCUGCACCAGGAUCCGUCUGGACGGAGGCCUGGAGCUGCUUCUUCAGCUGCAGCAGACACCCACCGUGGAGAUCAUGUACGAGGCUGCAAAACUGCUGGAGCAGAUCCUGAUCUCCGACAACAGGGACUACGUUGCCCGUAUGGGUCUGGGAGUCAUCCUGAACCUGACCCGACAGCGGGAAGAUGCCCAGCUGGCUCGCAGCGUCUCCGGCAUCUUGGAGCACAUGUUCAAGCACACAGAAGAGACGGCCGUCCACCUGAUUUCCAACGGCGCCCUGGACACCCUGCUGUUCUGGUGCCGGGGCACGGACCCAACCGUGCUCCGGCACUGCGCCGUGGCUCUGGCUAACUGCGCCAUGUACGGAGGCCACCGCUGCCAGAGAUGGAUGAUCGAGAAGCAGGCGGCCGAGUGGCUUUUCCCCCUGGCCUUUUCCAAAGAGGACGAGCUCAUACGCUUCCAUGCCUGCCUGGCAGUGACGGUGCUGGCCGCCAAUCGAGAGAUCGAGAAAGAGGUGGUGAAGUCGGGAACCUUGGAGCUGGUGGAGCCGUUUAUCGCAUCCCUGGAUCCAGAUGACUUUGCCCGCUGCUUGUUGGACAGUGCCGACUGCAUGCAAGGAAGAACAGCAUCGGACCUGCAGCACCUCCUACCUUUAUUAGACGGCUCACGAGUGGAAGGGAAGUGCAUCGCAGCUUUUUACCUUUGCGUCGAGGCCAGUAUCAAAUCCCGACAGCGCAACACAAAGAUUUUUCAAGAGAUCGGUGCCAUCCAGAGCCUGAAGAGAAUCGUCAUGUACUCCAGCAACAACACAGUCUCCGGCCUCGCCAAACGGGCCCUGCGUAUGAUGGGAGAGGAAGUGCCAAAACGAAUCCUGUCCUGUGUGCCCAACUGGAAGACCUGCGAGGUGCAGACGUGGCUGCAGCAGGUUGGCUUCAGUGCCUUCUGUGACCGUUUCCAGGAGCUUCAGGUGGAUGGAGAUCUUCUUCUGAACGUCACCGAUCAGGAUCUGAGCUCUGAUUUGGGCAUAACUGGUCUCACCUGCAAGAGGUUUUUGAGAGAUUUACGUGUGCUGAAGACCUACGCCGACUACUCCAUGUGUGACCCUCACAACAUGGCCGACUGGUUAGCCGAGGUGGACCCUCGAUUUCGCCAGUACACCUACAGCCUGCUGCAGGCGGGGGUGGACCGCAGCAUCAUUCAGAGCCUGACCGAUCAGCAGCUCCAGCACGACUGCCACAUAGACAACAGAGUCCACCGAGCAAAGAUACUGUCUGCAAUUCGCAAGCCGAUAAAACUUAGCCACACGGACGCUAAACCCCCGGGGCCCGACGUGUUCAUUAGCUACCGUCGGACUACCGGGUCCCAGCUGGCCAGCCUUCUGAAGGUGCACCUACAGGUCAGAGGUUACAACGUCUUCAUAGAUGUGGAAAAGCUGGAGGCCGGAAAAUUUGAGGAAAAAUUGAUUCAGAGUGUUCAGAGGGCCCGCGGCUUCAUCCUGGUACUGUCCGCCAACGCCCUCGACAAGUGCAUGGGCGACACCGCGAUGAAGGACUGGGUGCACAAGGAAAUAGUCACGGCCCUGGCUGGUAAGAAAACCAUAGUUCCUGUCAUAGACAACUUUGUGUGGCCGGACACCAGUUUACUACCAGAGGACAUGAGAACUGUCCUCAACUUCAAUGGCGUUAAAUGGUCCCAUGAAUACCAAGAAGCCACGAUCGAGAAGCUCAUCCGCUUUCUGGAACGAAAAGAAGACAUCGACGGGCCGGACAAAUCUAAAGACCAGAAGAAGAAAUAAAUAAAGAGUCUGAACACAGAUAUAAGACUGCACUCCUGUAAGCCGUCUGGAGCUGUUCCUGCUUGGCCCUACAGCAUGUAAAGCUAAAGAUGCUUAGAUAACUUCCUCACAUAAAUGCCUAAUGAAUAGAUGAGUUAAAACGGGAGUGUCAGGUUGCCAUAUAAAUAACCUGAAAUUAAUAGUUCAGAUCUUUUGAGGUGGGAUUCAGUGGAAAGGCUAUAAACAAAUGACGUCUUACCUGUUGUAGAUAGUUCUUGGCACGAGCUCAGUUAGAAAAGAAAAAAAAACAGUUUAAUUCUGUUUUGGAUUGACGAGCUAAUGGCUAGUCCUAGCUGGGCCAAAAACAAAGCAGACUUCUGCUGCCACCAUUUUACAGACUUUCAACCGCUGUUACCAUAGUUUCACAUAAAAGUUAUUUACAUAAAACAUUAAGGGUAUUAGCAAACAGCAGCAGCUAGCUGUAGCACGUCCAGCAAAAAUAUAUUCCUGCCAAAUUUGCAACGUAAAGCUUACAGAAUGGUGUUCCUUGGUCCCACUCAGACUAGCCACUAGCUUGUCACUACGAUCCAAACUAAACAUUUGAAUUGUUUUUCCAAGUUGAGCUCGUUCAAAGAGCUGCCAACAGCAAAGUGGAUCCCACUCUAAAAUAUUUGAAUUACAGCUUUAAUGUCAGUACCGCUGUAUAAUGUAACCACAUUCAGUAUCUCAGGAAAAUAAUCAACCAGCCGUCAUCAAUAAUAAUCUGUGGAAGCUCCACCGACCCUCCAGUGUCCGUCAGAGUUACUGUUUAAGCUGGUAUCUAUCCUUUAACGUGUCUAUAAUAAAGUGAYGUCGGGCUCCGA
Austrofundulus limnaeus is the source of this 2991-nucleotide messenger RNA. RefSeq names its product sterile alpha and TIR motif containing 1 (gene sarm1). Gene Ontology annotation, cellular component: dendrite. Gene Ontology annotation, biological process: signal transduction; response to axon injury; negative regulation of MyD88-independent toll-like receptor signaling pathway. Lineage: Eukaryota; Metazoa; Chordata; Actinopteri; Cyprinodontiformes; Rivulidae. The transcript is spliced from 8 exons. The record is from RefSeq and is a predicted model, not a curated record. Gene Ontology annotation, molecular function: signaling adaptor activity; NAD+ nucleosidase activity; protein binding. The coding region runs from base 17 to 2149 and encodes 710 amino acids.